Messenger RNA from Entrophospora candida, 132 nucleotides. The record is from the annotation of a GenBank genome assembly. Lineage: Eukaryota; Fungi; Glomeromycota; Glomeromycetes; Entrophosporales; Entrophosporaceae.
AUGGAAAAUGUUAAAGACCUUACAGAAGUAGUGAUUAAUGAUGUCCCUAAUGAUGACGAAAUAGAAACUUUAAGUAUUAGCAGUUAUGUUAGGGAUCAUGAUGACGGAAUAGAAGAUACAAAAGAAAUAUAA